Messenger RNA from Eriocheir sinensis (Chinese mitten crab), 4548 nucleotides. RefSeq names its product KICSTOR subunit 2-like. Gene Ontology annotation, biological process: negative regulation of TORC1 signaling; cellular response to glucose starvation; protein localization to lysosome. Bases 181 to 1734 code for a protein of 517 amino acids. Lineage: Eukaryota; Metazoa; Arthropoda; Malacostraca; Decapoda; Varunidae. The transcript has 11 exons. The record is from RefSeq and is a predicted model, not a curated record. Gene Ontology annotation, cellular component: KICSTOR complex.
UUGUGCUGAGCUCAGAUAGUAAUGUAACGAGGUAUCCAUUUUUGUGUAAUAGUUAACAUGACAGACCCAUCCUGUAGCUAUGUCGAGAACUUCAUACAAAACCCCGCAUGAAGGUUUGGUAGUCAGAUAAGCGCCAUUUAUCACUCGCUAUCUUCCCGGAGCGUCCAGCACCUCAUCGUUAUGGGUAAUUAUAGCAGCACAAACAGGGUUCUUCAUGAUAUGACUGGAGUAACCAGGCAGAUGGCAGACAAUGAAGAAAGCAUCCUUCAGGGACUUCUGGUUUAUUUCUCAAAAUUCAGCUAUGACAAAGCAAAGGAGCAAGCAGACAAGGAGCGUGACUUGAGCCGGUUCAGUGGAUCACCAGUUUGGCAAUCACUUCUCUCAUGUGUGGCCCAGCUUGCCUCUGUUGAGAAACUCUACAUGAACCUCUCUUUCCUAACAGCAAAGGGUUUUUUGAGAAAAGAGAGUUCAGUCCGUGCAAGUUAUGAAUCACUGAACUUAGAACUGAGUGAGCUUGGUUCAGAGAGACGGAGAGGCCUGGGUACCAAUGGCAACCCUCCACCAACAAGCAGUGGUGCCCCUGGAAGCCCUUGCUGUGAUGGCAUUCUAAGGCACCUUUGUUCCCACCUGGUGCUCUUCAUCAAAGCCAGGCUGCAGAUGAUUGCCUUCUAUGAAAAAUUGCUCGAAGCAUCUAUGUGUCGGUUAAUGAACUUUGAGGAGCUGUUAUCUCAGGUGACAGAAAUUGGUCAGAAGAAUAGCAGAAACUUCCACCACCCAAUCCUUACUCCCAUUAAAACAAACUUCACAUAUGAGUGUGAUAUAUUGAUACAUUUACUGCGGAGCCAGCUAGAAAUGCAACACUGGCGCUUCCUACCGUCUCUGAUUCACCUUCACGAUGCUCACUCCAAACUGAAUAGCUGGCAUAGUGCUAUCCAACCCAAGGAGGGUGUUGGCCCUGAAGGAGUAGGCCGUUUCAAAGGCUGUAGUUGGGACCGAAAGGGACAACUACCUCCCGAACUAAGACCAAAACCCAAGAUGAUAGAUACAGCGAACACUGCUCUCAUUCACGUGGUAUGCUCUCCUUACAGCAACGUAACUUCUCCUAAAUCGGAAUUCUUCUUCAAGACAAAAAAAUAUGGUUUUGGGUCAAGCUUUCUCAAGUCGUCUCCUCUCCCUGUUCUGUAUCAAUGGUUGUGGCAGACAAAGGCAGCCUUUGUUUCCAAGUUCUCCUUGUACUUUCAUGAGACUUUGGCAGCACAAAGCUCACCAGCAGAGAUGAAGGCUCUUAUCUCCAGGCAGGGGCAGGCUUGUGAUUAUGUUUCCAAGAUUCAAAGUUUUCAACGAAAGAGUGAUGCUGUGAGCGUGUGUCUAGUGUUUGAGGCAGCAGGAAUAGAGGACUACCAGGGUGCUGGCUACCACCACCCACAGGAGUUGCUGCCAGCACCAAAGGGCCUAGACAGCUAUCCAGCAAUCUUUUCCUACCCGAGUAACAAGUGUCAAGACAGGUGGCCAAGCAUCGUGAUGAGGAUAACAGACCGCAGCAAUGAGGCGGCUCUGCUUGAUGGUGUUGUCUGCUUCUUUGACCAACAGAAUGGUCCGAGUUGGAGAUGGUCCAAGUUGGGCCUACCUCGAUCACUCGCCUGCCCGCCACCACCUCAUGCUGCCUCACUUCCCCGACAACACACCUGCCUCCCCAUCAUCACUGCCACAGACAAAGAGAAAUUUGAUGAAUAAGGAAUAACCAAACAUUCUUGCAUUCAUGGUGAAGGCUGAAGAAAGAAUUUACUUGUUUAUAAAUUCAGAACAAAUUCUUUAAUCUGUUCAUUGAGGUUGGAGAUAGAGGAAGCAAGUACAAAUGAACUAAGAUUAUAAUGGAAACAGCACUGAGUUUAGGAGGAAAGGCACCAGUGAACAGUGGCAGCAAACUGACAAAGGAAAAAAAAUACCUCUUAAAGAAGGGCAAAUAUAUGAAAGUCAGAACUAGGAGGGAUCAGAUAGAGUUGGCAGAACUGACUAAACAUUUUAACAACAGGAAAUUUAUAUUUAACAUCGACAAGAUUGAAGGAACUUAAAAAUGGUUGAGGCUGAAUACAUAUAGAGAGACGUGUGUUUGCUGUGCCUCAUAAAACAUAGAAAGGAGGACCCAUAAACCUUUAUUACAUCUAUUUACCCUGUCUUUCCUCGUAGUACCUUCCCUUACAUCCAUAUCACCACCUCCAUGCCUUCCCCACAUCCCCUAUUCCUUCUCUCACACCCUUAUAAAUGUUUUGUUGGAGUCUGCCCUUUUCAUCUGUAUCAAUUUAUAAAAGUGAUAUUAGCCACACCUCCUUUCUCAUGAACCAACAGAUGACUGGGCAUGAGCAGACACUUGUUGUUUACCCCAAAAGAUUAAGAUGGCAAUGGCAUGCAUACUCUGGAGAAACUUGUAGGAUUGCAGAAAUAAAUCUACACCAUGAGGACGGUGGUGAGGGGAACUGAACUUGGCAGUUUCCUGCGUUCCCACGGAUGAGGCAAAUAAAGCUUUGAUAAGGAUGUGUAGGGGGAAAGCAGAUGGGGUAACAACAGUCUUAAUCAAAGAUUGAUGUGAUUUCAUAUUUAAAAACUACUUGAAAUAUAAAGAAAAUGCUUGCAUUCAAAAUCCAUAGAACAUGGAAAAAUGGCACCAUUGUAUAAAAACACAAAGGUGACAAAUUAUUUACAAGAACUAUACCAACUUCUAUAGUCUUAUAAUUGUAUGAUGAUUGAUUGAUUGAUUGAUAGUUUAUUGUUGCAAGUAAACAACAAAGGAGAAGGGAGGAGCAUGCCAUCCCAACCCCCAGGCAGUAAAGAGUGUGAUUAUACAGCUAAGGAUACAUAUAGAAGUAGCACCAGGAAACUAAAAAGAUACAAUGGUAGGGGACAAGUGCUAAAAAAAAAUAUAUAAAGGCCUUGAUUUAGUCAAGGGAGCAGACAUAAGGGACUGAACAUAUGAACUACAAUCUAGGGGCAAAUGCAGGACACUCACUGAGCACAUGUAUGUAAACUUACAAACUUUUAACCUCAGCAGUCAUACAGGUACUCAGUAGGCAAGGUGAAAAUGAACGGUACAGGUUUCGGAAGUGAAAGCUAGUAAAUCCCAAUUAAGAAAGGUAUGAGGAAAAGUGACUCAUUAUAGCCAAAUUUAUUCAUGGUUUGCUUAGAAGUAUUUAAUAAAGAGUGGAACUACAUAAGAAUCAAGAUAGACGGUGAAUACUUUAUCAACCCUAUUUUCACAAUUGAUUCAAGGAAAAAUUGCAAGGAAUUAUUGAGAAACUAGACACAGGAGUCUGAAAUUAGGUCAAAUGAUGAGUAUGAAGAAGACGAAGGUAAUGUUUGAUAAUCAGUGGGCAGGACAACCAAUACCUACCAUCAGGGGCGUAGCCAGGAUUUCAGUUAGGGGGGGGCACAAUCUUUACCAGUCUGUCUCAUACUGAUAAGAAUUUACAUCAGUGGUUCUUAACCUUUUUCAUCGUAUGACCCCCUGAGACUCUCUAGGGUAUUGCCGUGACCCCUAUAAUAAAUUUUGUAAUGGUGACCUUUGUGCAAAGGUAAGGUAAAACAAAACUAUAUGAAGAUCCUAAUUUAUAGAAAAUAUUACAAAUAAAAGACCUUGAAAAAUGCCACAGAUCCCCUACAAGUGCUAUUUCAAAGUCCAUGGAACUAAUGCACAUAAAAUAAACCCUACUUAUUCAAUCAGUGGGAGGAUUGACGUCAUUGUUUUGCAGCCAUAAGUACAUCAAAGCGAGGAGCAGUGCUCAACAGGCAACACCUCAUGUCGCUGUCAGUCACAAGUCUACUGCGUGCCUUCGUUUUCAGUGCCAUCGUUGAUGAAAAUCCAGCCUCGCAGCGAUAGGUCGAGGGCUAGUAUGAUCAGUGCACGCACCGAAAGAAGAGGAUAGUUGUCAUUCAGUGUCGCCCAAAAUGUCGGAAGCUCUUGUCCAGAAAAAUUGACUUUCAACUAAGUAUCCUCACGAAUUUGAAGAAAUUCUACCUUCGCAGCAACAUCAGUAUCACAGAUGGCACUGUCCUUCACUGAGCAGGGUCUGGAGAUCCACGCAUCAGUACAGCGGUCAUCCAGUCCUGGAAAGUAACUUUCGAUGGCGUCAUUCACUGCCAGAAGAUGAGCUGAGAUCUCCUCAUGGAAACUGCAUUCAGCUUCUGCCAUAGAAUCUAGCAGGGUUGGCAAAAACCAAUGUUUUUUUUUUUUUUUUUCAAACAAAAACCAUGUUUUUUUUUUUUUUGGUUUAAAUUUUUUUUUUUUGUUUAAACCAUGUUUUUUUUGGUUUAAACCACAUAGAUUUUUUUUUUCAGUAUUUUUAUUCCAGUAAUUCUAUCCGUAUAUACAUAUAUGAGUUUGAAAAGGAAUUAUAGAUAGAUUUAGAGAUGGAUUUAGCAAUAUAUUCAUUUGAUCUUCAUACAAUCUGUAAAAGAGGCAAAAUGCAGCUUCUCUAACAUGCUUUUUAAUUGCCAUGUUAAAGAGUAGUAAAACAUGAAAGACCUCUUCUAAUUUUCCAGUAGCAUGCUACAAAA